AUUUAUUUAUUUAUUUAUUUAUGAAAUCUGUUGCACAGCUAGGCUGAAAUUGGUAGGUUUAAGCAGCAGUAAAAAGUUUUAUGAAGUGAUUCAACUGAAAUCUGCUAAGUGCUACUAAAGAGCUCUCAACUAAGCUUCCGCAAUGUGAAUCGAGUAGGAUUGUGAUUUGACUUGUUCAAGAGUCCCGCAGCUGAACUUAACCUACUGAAGUUCCCAUGUUCUACCAAAACAGCUGUGCUAGGUUUUUUUUAAAAAAAACAACAACAACACUUUGCAGCAAAGUUUAUAUUUUUGUAUGUUUGUUUAAAUGCUGACGUUUGUUUCCCUUGCUUAAUCCAAACAGCGAAAAAAUGCUUGAUCUGCCUUGUGUCAGUGUGGCUGGAAUAAAAAAUCUAAGGACCUUUGCUUGCAUUCUCUCUUCUUCUUCUUUUUUAGCAUUUGUGAUUUAUGGAAUAAUUAAGUCAUCGGCUGUAGGAUAUCACACACUGUGACCUGGCUUUCAUGUAGCUCUAAGCCAAACUGUGGCUCAAUGUGAAAUUGUGAGUGUGCUGGCUCCAGAGUGGAGAUCACGGCCCCUACAUGUCUCCCUUGUUUCUCCUGCUGUUGCCCUGCCAUGAGCUAACCUUGGUUUGGCUGAACCUGCCAUGUGAACCUGCGCUUGUGGGUUGUCACACUCCAGAUAAACCACAAGCUAUAAAACACUGUCCAGUUUACGGCUUGUGAUUUGUCUGGAGAGGACAAACUGCAAACUUGGGUUUGGAUGACACCCUAUGUGAAACUGUGGCUAUGCUCAGCACCUGUGGUCUCUUGUCUAGGAACCCUCACGCAUUCUCACUAAGCCAUGGUUUGGCUUAGGGAUACAUGUGAACUGGGCCAUUCCUGCUUGAUCAUUAAACCAUGGUUAAUUGCGUUUGUGCCAUUCCACAGUCCUGUACUAGUGUCACUCUGGCAUAAAAUGGCAAUCUAUACUGUUACACUGCUAGGCUCUCUCACUGUUGUGUCUGAACACAAAUUAAACAAAUGGUGAAAUAUUUGUAAAGCACGGAUAGGUUACUUUUCAAUCCCUGCAUCUUUGAAGCAGUAAUUGUCUUAUAGUUGAACCCAUAAGUUAAUAUUUGAAUAGUAAAUUGAAAAUCUGUUAUCUCUCGAAUGACCGGAGAGCUUCCCAGAGUGAAAGGGGGGGGGGAGCCAGAGGUGUUAGCUUCAAAAAAUUCUGCCGUGUAGCCAUAAAACUCAUUAAUCCAGCAAUUACUGUGGCCAAAUUCAAGUGGUCUUUCCAGCCUUUCAGUAUGAGAACUCUGAAACAGGUACAUUUCUACAUGCAUAUCAUCUGCAGAAUAUUUUCUAAACCUAAGCACUAGUCCAAAUAUAUGACUGAAAUACCAUCCUAAUAUCUUGUUGAAGUGGUGUGUAUAUAAAUAGCUGACCAGGGCCAGUUGCUGCUGAACAGUGGCUGGGUGCUUUUGAAUCUGGUUUAUGCUUUCAAUUUCAGCACUGGACCAAAUAUUAAUAUUCAGGUUUUUAUUCCGUUCCUUGAUGAAAAUGGCAGCCAACAACGCAGUUUUGAACAGGCUGGAGCAGAAGGGCGCAGAAGCAGAUCAAGUUAUUGAAUACCUUAAGCAGCAAGUGGCUCUUCUAAAGGAAAAAGCCAUCUUGCAGGCAUCCCUGAGGGAAGAGAAGAAGCUUCGUGUAGAAAAUGCUAAACUGAAGAAAGAAAUUGAUGUGCUGAAACAAGAAUUGAUCCAGGCUGAAAUUCGGAAUGGAGUGAAACAAGUCUCUCUGCCACCCAGUGAAACACCUUCUGCAACAGCAUCCUUUUCAGAAGAAGUCUCUCAGCCCACCGCUGCUGCAGCAGCCCCACCUGGUCCUAAAGAGCAAAUUAAAGGAACAAAUGAAGAAAAGAAGAAAAAGGACAAGACGGAAAAGAAAGCAGAAAAGAAGGAGAAAAAACAGCAGUCAGCUGCGAGUGAUGACUCAAAACCUUUAGAUGUUUCUCGACUUGAUUUUCGAAUUGGUUGCAUCACAGCAGCAAAGAAGCACCCAGACGCUGAUACUUUGUACGUUGAGGAAGUUGACGUGGGAGAAACAAACCCUAGAACGGUUGUCAGUGGUCUAGUGAAACAUGUUCCUUUAGAAGAGAUGCAAAACCGGAUGGCAAUAUUUCUCUGUAACCUGAAGCCGGUGAAAAUGAGAGGAGUUUUGUCCCAAGCCAUGCUGAUGUGUGCUAGCACGCCAGAGAAGGUGGAGAUUCUAAUCCCUCCUAGUGGGGUUGUUCCUGGAGACAGAAUUACAUUUGAAGGUUUUCCUGGUGACCCUGAACGAGAACUUAACCCUAAGAAGAAAAUAUGGGAGCAGAUCCAGCCUGACCUUCAUACUGAUGGCCAAUGUGUUGCUACAUACAAAGGAGUGCCAUUUGAAGUGAGGGGGAAAGGGGUCUGCAGAGCUGCCACCAUGGCCAACAGUGGAAUCAAAUAAACAUUUAUCGGAUCUGCAAGUGCUCCAGGCCAUUUUUAAUGGAAAGCAAUGCAAACACAAUUAAAAACAAAUAAUUGCCUCACCCGAAA
This is a messenger RNA of Zootoca vivipara (common lizard), 2564 nucleotides long. NCBI's taxonomy places the organism in Eukaryota, Metazoa, Chordata, Lepidosauria, Squamata, Lacertidae. The record is from RefSeq and is a predicted model, not a curated record.